Molecule: messenger RNA, 4568 nt
Organism: Mytilus californianus (California mussel)
Lineage: Eukaryota; Metazoa; Mollusca; Bivalvia; Mytilida; Mytilidae
Product: zinc finger protein 235-like
Exons: 2
Coding region: 98-1276 (392 amino acids)
Biological process (GO): regulation of transcription by RNA polymerase II
Cellular component (GO): nucleus
Molecular function (GO): RNA polymerase II transcription regulatory region sequence-specific DNA binding; DNA-binding transcription factor activity, RNA polymerase II-specific
Source: RefSeq, a predicted model, not a curated record
CCUAUAUUUGCCCUGUAAAAAGUAAAAUCACAAAAAUACUGAACUAGACCAAAGUCGUACAAGAACGCACAUACUGGAGAUAAACGUUAUCAAUAAGAUGUUAGAGGGAGGAGAAGAUUUAGUCACACUCACUGGUACUCUACAGAGACACAUAAACACGCAGGCUGGUAAAACACGUCAUAAAUGUGAUGUUUGUGCCAGAGAAUUUAGUGACUUCAAGAAACACAUGAGAACACAUACUGGCGAAAAACUUCAUACAUGUGAUGUAUGUGGUAAAGUGUUUAGUCAGCAUGGUAGUUUACAAAUUCACAUGAGAACACAUACUGGAAAUAAACCUCAUGACUGUGAAGUAUGUGGUAAAAGGUUUAGUCAGCUUGGUAAUUUACAGAGUCACAUGAGAAUACAUACAGGUGAUAAACCUCAUGACUGUGAUGUAUGUGGUAAACGGUUUAGUCGGCUCUUUAUAUUACAAAUUCACAUGAGCACACAUACAGGUGAUAAACCGCAUAUCUGUGAUGUAUGUGGUAAACGGUUUAGUCAGCAUGGUAGUUUACAAAUUCACAUGAGAACACAUAAUGGAAAUAAACCUCACGACUGUGAAGUAUGUGGUAAACGGUUUAGUGAGCAAGGUACUUUACAGAGACACGCGAGAAUACAUACAGGUUAUAAACCUCAUGACUGUGAUGUAUGUGGGAAAGGUUUUAGUGAUCUUAGUAGUUUCAAGAGACAUAUGAAAACACAUACAGGUGAUAAACCUCAUGACUGUGGUGUAUGUGGUAAACGGUUUAUUCAGCAUAGCAGUUUACAGACACACAUGAAAACACAUACAGGUGAUAAACCUCAUGACUGUGGUGUAUGUGGUAAACGGUUUAUUCAGCAUAGCAGUUUACAGACACACAUGAAAACACAUACAGGUGAUAAACAUUAUGACUGUGGUGUAUGUGGUAAACGGUUUAGUAAGCAUAGUAGUUUACAGACACACAUGAGAACACAUACAGGUGAUAAACCUUAUAACUGUGGUGUAUGUGGUAGACGGUUUAGUCAGCUUGGUAGUUUACAAAUUCACAUGAGAACACAUACAGGUGAUAAACCUUAUGACUGUGAUGUUUGUGGGAAAGGGUUCAGACGACGUUGUGAUUUACAGAGACACACGAGAACACAUACAGGUUAUAAACCUCAUGAAUGUGAUGUUUGUGGGAAAGGGUUUAGUGAUCUUAGUAAUUUCAAGAAACAUAUGAAAAUACAUACAGGUAAAACAUGUAAACCCAACAUUUGAGAUGGCAAAGGGUUGAGUCAGUUUAAUAGUUUAAAGUGAAGUAUGAGCAUACAUACCAUGGAAUUUACUUUAUGACAGUGGUGUAUAUGGUCAGCAUUGUAAACACAUAUUGUCAUAAGAACAUAUAUAUAUUCACUCUAUGUAGUAUUUGUAUUUGUAUCCAUCUGAUGAGUUAAGCCUUUUUCUACUGAUUUUUAUAGUUCGUUCGUUUGUUGAACUGUUGCACCACUGUCCCAUGUUAGGGGAGGGUGGGAUACCGCUACAAUGUUUAACCCCGCCACAUUCUGUAUGUAUGGGUCUGUCCCAGGUCAGGAGCCUGUAAUUCAGUGGUUGACGUUUGUUUUUCGUUCAUUUUUAGCUCACCUGGCCCAAAGGGCCAAGCGAGCUUAAAAUUCUCGAUCACUUGGCGUCCGUCGUCGUCUGUUAACUUUUACAAAAAUCUUCUCUGAAACUACUGGGCCAAAAUCAAGCAAACUUGGCCACAAUCAUCAUUGGGGUAUCUAGUUUAAAAAAUGUGUUCGAUGACCCGGCCCGCUUACCAAGAUGGCCGCAAUGGCUCAAAAUAGAACAUAAUGGUAAAAUGUAGAUUUUGGCAUAUAUCUCAAAAACUAAAGCAUUUAGAGCAAAUCUGACAUGGGUAAAAUUGUUCAUCAGGUCAAGAUCUAUCUGCCCUGAAAUUUUCAGACGUAUCAGACAACCCGUUGUUGGGUUGCUGCCCCUGAAUUGGUAAUUUUAAGGAAAUUUUUCAGUUUUUGGUUAUUAUCUUGAAAAUUAUUAUAGAUAGAGGUAAACUGUAAACAUAAAUAAUGUUCAGCAAAGUAAUAUCUACAAAUAAGUCGAAAAUGACCAAAAUGGUCAAUUGACCCCUUAAGGAGUUAUUGCCCUUUAAAAACAAUUUUUGUCUCGCUUGACGGAGUCAAAAAGUGAGACAUAGGUAUGCUGUUUCCGGCGUCGGCGGCGACGGCAGCGGCGACGGAGUCAACAAUGUAUUAGUUUGUGAUUAGGUCUAGUUUAUGGUGAACCACUAGUGGUUAGUCAAAGAUAAUUGGUAUGCAGUUGUAUUAGCAUUGGCACAUCUCAUUACCAUGGAGAUUAUUUGGCCCCGCCCCCUCAGUCAUGGUCUAUUGACUUUGAAACUUUUGCUUAGUUAUCAUGUAUUAGUUUGUGAUUAGGUCAGUUUAUGGGGAACCACUAGUGGUAAGUUAAUGAUAAUUUGUAUGCAGUUGUAUAAGCAUUGGCAUAUCUCAUUUCCAUGGAGAAUAUUUGGCCCCGUCCCCUCAGUCAUGGUCUAUUGACUUUGAAAUUUUUGCUUAUUUUUCAUGUAUUAGUUUGUGAUUAUGUCAGUUUAUGGGGAACCGCUAGUGGUAAGUUAAUGAUAAUUGGUAUGCAGUUGUAUAAGCGUUGGCAUAUCUCAUUUCAUGGAGAUUAUUUGGCCCCGGCCCUCAGUCAUGGUCUAUUGACUUGAAAUUUUUGCUUAGUUUUCAUGUAUUAGUUUGUGAUUAGGUCAGUUUAUGGGAAACCACUAGUGGUAGGUUAAUGAUAUUUGGUAUGCAGUUGAAUAAGCAUUGGCAUAUCUCAUAACCAUGGAGACUAUUUGACCACGCCCCCUCAGUUAUGGUUUAUUUAUUUUGAAAUUUUGUUUAGUUUACAUGUAUUAAUUCGUGUUUAGGUCUGUUUAAAGGGAACUACUUAUGAUAAGUCAAUGGUAUUUGGUAUACACUUGUAUUAGCAUUGGCACAUCUCAUUUCCAUGGAGUUUGUUUAGCCAUGUACUUUCAGUCAUGGUUCAUUGACUUUGAAUAUUUGCAAAACUUACAUGUUAAAGUGUUGCUAUUUUAAUUUCAACAUUUGCAUUAUCGAAAUUACAAAAAAGCGAGACAUAUCUCUGUGAUAACAGUUUAUUUACAAAUUUUCGUAAAUUUUUGUAAUCUUACAAAAAUCUUCUUCUCUGAAACUACUGAGACAAAAAUAAUCAAACUUAGUCACAAUCAUCACUAGGGUAUCUAGUUUAAAAAAUGUGUCUGAUGAUCCCGCCUGCCAACCAACAUAGCAGACAUGGCUAAAAAGGGAACAUAGGGGUAAAAUGCAGUUUUUGGCUUAUAUCUCUGAAACGAAAGCAUUUAGAGCAAAUUGGACAAAGGAAAAAUGUUCAUGAGGUGGACAUCUAUCUGUCCUGAAAUUUUCAGAUGAAUCAAACAACCAGUUGUUGGGUUGCUGUCCCUGAAUUGGUAAUUUGAAGGAAAUUUUGCAGUUUUUGGUUAUUACCUUGAAUAUUAUAAUAGAUAUAAAUAAACUGUAAACAGCAAUAAUGUUCAGCAAAGUAAGAUCUACAAAUAGGUCAACAUGACCAAAAUGGUCAAUUGACCCCAUAAGGAGAUAUUGCCCUUUAAAGUAAAAUUUUAACAAUUUUUUCAGAAAUUUUGUAAUCUUUUACAAAAGAUUUCUAAAACUAAAUCAAUAUUAUAACGGUUGCAUUUUUCAUGUAUCAAUUGUACAUAAAAAUAUCAGGUGAACGAAACAGGCUCCUUGGAGACUCUAGUUUGUACAUAAGAUAGGCCGUUAGUUUUCUCGUUUGAAUUGUUUUACAUUGUCAUUUCGGGGCCUUUUUUAGCUGACUAUGCGGUAUUGGCUUUGCUCAUUGUUGAAGGCCGUACGGUGACCUAUGGUUGUUAAUUUCUGUGUCAUUUGGUCUCUUGUAGAGAGUUGUCUCAUUGGCAAUCGUUAAUGUUGAAAGUGACUUAUAGACCCAAAGGGUCGGGUGUUCUAAUUAUUGUUUUUAUAUUUCACUGUAUUAUAUUAUAUUUUGUGAAAAACAUGUCACUAUGAUAAAUAAUUUACUUACUUACUUUCUUACAUACCACGGUACCUCUUCUUUUUUUAUAAAUGUUAUAAACUUCACGACUGUGGUGUAUGAGAUAAAGGGUUAAGCUAGCUUAGUAAUUAAAAAAAAAUGUAAGGGUUACGCGGAACACAGUGUCUCGCCUACUUUAUGAAGCUAAUAAUGUUUUAGGAUUGUAUGUAAUGUUAACUGGAAGAAAACUGUGUACAUAAUUAAGUAACAUACGGAACAAGUUGCUUUCUUUAAAAAAAGAAAUGCAAUCGUAAACCUCAAUGCUUGUUUGGCAUUAAAUAUAAGAUAAUUGUUUAAUAAAGAUGCAUUGAUUUACAUUAUUUUUGUUGUAUAAGAAUAAGAAACUGACAUUGAUUGUUAAUGUAACUACUGUUCAAUGUGAGGUGAGAUAUUCUUGUUAAAGGAAUCAUUUUUUUUAUCUCCUCUCCCCCGAAAGACAACA